UGUCGACAGAUUGGGAUGGACAGCUGCUGCUGUGACCCACGGCCCCAAUGGGGGGAAAGGGUAGAAGAUAGGUAUCUCAUGGUACUCACUUUAUAGACACUCAUGAAAGCUACCACUGAGUCCAUUGCCACAUCAAGUAAUCAACAGUCCUAACAGCAUCGCUUAUCUGUCAAACAUCUGUCAGAACCACACCAUUGGCAGAUAAAAGCAAUAGAUUGUUGAUUAGCACGGUUGACUGCUCGAUUCAAAAUUUAACGCUAGGUUACAUUGAUUAUACUUAAAUAAAUACAUUAAUUUUUCUGUUUUCACAGCUGCUUCUUUGUUCAGUAGUUGGAACAACAAGCUCCAGAUUGAAAACAAACCUAUGUAGGUACUAUAAUAUUGCAUAGCUAAUUACCUAUUUCAUAUGUACACUCCUAAGUGAUACGUAGUCUGAUAUAGUUAAACAUAGCAGGUAUUCCAUACACACUUUCUCAUCAUCGAGCUAACGAAAGGAGCCUCUCCGAGUGACGUAUCAACUUAUUUUUAAUGAAUAGUGCCAUUAUCCCUUACCUUAUUAUGUAAGAAUGCAACGAUGGCGCCACGAUCGAAAAGGGUUACAAUUUAUUACAGUCACAAUUUGCUGCAAUUGGUCCAUUUUUGGAAUAGGUGUAUUAUUUUUAUCAGAUGAUAUUGGAAGGAUAUUCUCAUUUAUAACCUCUUAACGGGAAUGUUUCCAAUUUUUGAGUGGAAUGCAGCACUGUGAUUGGCUAAACUAUAAUUGAGUAGGUCUCAAGUUCAUGCUAGGGUAAAUUUAUUCAAGUGAAACUGAGCCUUAGCUAGGUAGCUAUUUUAUGAGUAAAAGUAGAUAGUUUAAAGUAGCUCUUAUAUCUUAUUCCUUGAGCCAAAUUACUGAAGUAAUUUCAUUGAUGUUUGCACAGAUGUGGUACAGUAGUAGACUUGUUUUUGAAUCAUUGAACGGUACUCGCCGUAUUUCCUGCUCGGUAAAGGUUAUAUUCGUUUUGAAGGUGUGCGUGUGAUCUUCAUCCGCUAGUGAGAGCCAGCCGGCACUAGUCAUUGGCUCAGUGCGAAGGUUCUGUCACCUCGGAGUAAACCGAGAAAUUAUACAUUUAUAGGUAAAUUAUUUGGUGUUCAGAAGAACUAUGUUAACAAAUACGAAAUGGGGUUGUGUGAGUGUGUUAACCUAGUGAUAAACUGAACUUGUAAGGGAAAGAUGCAAAAUAUUUUGAAACUGUGUGGGAUAUUGAUAUUGGUCUUUGCUGAAAUAUCGUAUGAAAUGAAAUCCGAAACACCAAUAAGAAAUUCAUCCGCAGAAAUAAUGACGAAACCCCACAGUGACUUGCUGCUGAAACUUCAGAAGUUCCUCGAAACUCACAAAGACACAGAAAACCAUUUAAAUGAAAUAAGAUCGAAGCCAACCCCACUAGAACAUGUCGAAAGUACAACAGAAAUUACUACAUUCAACAGAAAAUUAAAACAAAUGAAUAAAGAAAAUAUUGCACCAAAGGCACAGAUUGAAAAGCAAUACAAAGUAAAAGAGGUUAUUGAUAAAGUAAACUAUACUGAAAAUAAAACGAACACGAUACCGAAACAAUUAAAUAAUAAUAAUAUUGCAAGUAUCAUUAAAAACGAUACAGCGAUGCCGAUAGAGACUGACAAUAAUACCCAUGUGUUUACAAUGCAUUUUGGUAAAAUACCACCGAGUUCAACGACCCCUGGUACCAUUCGUAGAUCAACCAACCAAAAAAACUAUCUACGGACACAAAAUGAAAAGAAUAUUACCACAAAUGAAAAUAUUAUGCAUGAUAAUGGUAAUACUUCCCUUGCAAUAAACAUAGAAACUGACGAUAGAGAAUCAAGUGACAGUGACAGUGACAGUGACAGUGACGAGGAACAAGCUGAAACUACCACCGUUGCCACACAACAACCACAAGAAGAUAAACAUGUAGAAGUAAAAAAGAACACUUACUUUAUAACAAAAACCACAACAAGAUUAACAUUCGUGAACCCCAUAAAGGAGGUGAUGAACAAGUACUUGAGAGUCUUCAAAAGGAGACAACAGUUGAUUAGAAGGAGGAAACGUUUGAGCGAAGAAGAAUUAUUGUUUCAUUAAUUAAGUCUGUUUUUUAUGUCAGAUACUAAAUUGAUUGAUUCUGAACGGUUCAUUUACAGUCAUUUGUCCCGCAAAAGAAGGAUACGUCACUUCAUCGCAGGAUAAUCGACUGUUGAUGAACCGUUCAAAAUCUGUGUAGGUAUGUGUUCAAUUUAGUAUCUGAGAUAUUAUAAAACAGACUUUAGAAGAUAAUAAAUAGAAAAAUAAUACACUCAACAUUUCCGACAAAAAGAAAUAAAAUUAUAAAAUAAAAUAACAACAGAAAACGAGGAAUGGUUUGGUUUUGGUGGUCGGCCACAAACAGGACAAUAUAUGAGAGAAUGAAUAUGACUGUCUAGUGACAUAAUUAACACUGAGUUAUAAAAUAAAACUUUUUUUAUUGUAUACUUGAAUAAGUUUAUCAUAAUAAUUGCCUCACAAUAGAGCAUCACACACAAACUGGUUGUGACAUUGACUUAUAAUUUUAUUAUGGUUGUGAUGCUUAUUUCUUGAUUCCUUCGCUAAGCGACUACAUAGAUUGGUAAUACCUACUACCUACAGGUUUGAUAGUUUGCUGAAAACUACAAAAGUUUACGUUUUCUCGCAUACAAAGUUGCGCCUUUAGUAUAUACUAGUUAUCAUGAAACUUUUUACAGAUAAUGUAGGUUUGCUUUAACUUUUUUCGUUUUCGUAAAUACCAUAACUCAUAAAAGAGGCUCUGAAAGACGUUUGACUGGCGACUAAAUACGUUUCGAAUUUGGUGAAAUUCCACCUUACACUUAUAACAGUAAACAAGAGAGCAUACUUGUAAAUAACACUAGUAAGUUAAGUGGUAGUGUUAUUCAUCUAGGAACCAUGUAAUAAGACCAUUAGCAGAUCAUCCAAUACGAUAAGAUAAAAUGGCAGAUUAAAAACGGUAACAACAAUAUUUUGGUCAAUUAAAAAUCAUUUAAGCUCACUUACAGCGUCAAUGUAUCGGGGCUCUGUGUUCUCAUAAUGAGCUGUAAUUCUAAGCGAACAGUCGCAUCAGGAUAUCGAAGUAGUGGAACAUGUUGGUGCUGAUAUUCGUCCUCUUGGCCAACGUGUGGUUCUCAGCUGUACUUUGUGGACAUACCACAAAGACCCGCAUGCUCUCCAUCAAGGACUGCGAGACGCCGGACUUCCCCGUGGACGCUCACCCGCUGCCCCACACCUUCAGCAUCCACGCGGUGCGCGGCGUCAACUACGUGCGCACCAACUUCACCAUCGAGCGCGCCACGCCGCCCAUCUCCAUCUCCCUCCGCGGCUACCGCGUGGUGAACAAGGCGCGGCGGCUGGACUUCCGCAUGGACCGCGUGAACUGCCGGCACCCGGUGCUGGGCGCCGUGCUGGACAGCUUCCACGUGCGCUACCACCGCCACAACUGCACCGGCAUCCCCGGCGACUACGGGUCGGACCGCUUCAACCUGGACGACAUCGCCAAGACCUUCAACUUCUACAACGUGUUCUCGCUCGGCACGUACAUAAUCGAGAUGGAGUACAUAACGUCCAAGAACACGUGCAUCAUGUGCUACGCGCUCACGCUCGUGCUGUGGAAGUGAUCACUAGAAUGUCACACGCAUGACGCUCACGAGCAGCAAUGAAACAGUUCCAG
Plutella xylostella (diamondback moth) is the source of this 3725-nucleotide messenger RNA. RefSeq lists its product as uncharacterized. The record is from RefSeq and is a predicted model, not a curated record. NCBI's taxonomy places the organism in Eukaryota, Metazoa, Arthropoda, Insecta, Lepidoptera, Plutellidae.